AUGGUUUUUCAAAAUUUAUCAGUCAAUAACGAAGGGAAAUGGGGCAGCUUGCGCAAUGCUGAAUUUUGUCCAGAGGGUUCGUAUGCAUCUGGCUAUGAUAUGAAGAUUGACCCUUACAGAGGGGCAUGGAUGAAAUACGACGACACAGUUUUAAAUGGCAUUAAACUUUUCUGUGAAAGCCAAGAUGGACAACUGGUACACAAUAUUACGUCAGAUGUUGGACCGUGGGGCGACUGGGUUGGGGCUGUGUCCUGCAAGCAUUUGAAUGGAUCAAAGUUCUACUUGACUGCUUUUGACUUGCAAGUAGAACCACCGGAUAUUCGUGAACCAGGCCUGGUUAGGCAAGGUAUCUUAAAAGAUGACACCGCUGCCAACUUCGUUAAGUUCAAGUGCCGAGAUCGAGGCGGAAAGUUCCAGUCAUAUGAGCUUGCUAAGGACCCUGGUCAUGGAGAGUUUGGCCUAUAUGGAUCCUGGAGCGAAGAGUGCUUAUUCGGAACAGCAAUUUGUGGAUUAGCAACGAAAAUUGAGGAAGACGCCUGGGAUAACUCUGCUCUGAACGAUGUGAUUUUCUAUUGUUGCCAUUGA
Molecule: messenger RNA, 585 nt
Organism: Mercenaria mercenaria
Lineage: Eukaryota; Metazoa; Mollusca; Bivalvia; Venerida; Veneridae
Product: vitelline membrane outer layer protein 1 homolog
Exons: 4
Coding region: 1-585 (194 amino acids)
Source: RefSeq, a predicted model, not a curated record